GAACUUAAAGUCAGUACUAAUUCCGUAACAUUUACUAGGAAAAAAUGUGUAUACUGUAGAAGUUUUUACUAAGUUAUAGUCUCAUCAUCAUGCCAAACACUGCGGACAGUGCAGGUCCUACACCUGAGCCCGUUAAUAUUUACUCAAAAAUGUCGUAUAUUGAAGUAAUUAUAUCAUUUGUAUCUUCCCUAGGAUUGCUAAUUUUUACUGCUAUCCAGUUAUUUUACCGAACGGCUGAUCGACAGAAUCAGCUUUUACGAGUCCACCGGCAGACACACUUUGAUGGGAUGCCUUUUCUUAGUAAACCUAAAACGGAUUGUCGAAGAAAAAUAGUAGAAAAUGGGUUAAAUGAGCAUAAAAACAGAAUUGUUAAUCCACCCCAAUGUGGUCGUAUUAUUCCAGCUGUUGUAGAAAAUUUGAGAGAUGCUAAACAAGAUUGUGCCGAAAUGUUACAAAAGAUUCGGAGUGUAUUGCAACGCUCUCAUGGAAAAUGCGCAGAGUUGAUGUCAAUGCGAUGCUGUUUAUCUUGUGUAAAAGGUGUUUUACCUGAAAAUCAAAGUGAAAGAUUUUUGCGAGUCUAUGAACUGGUUAGUUUUGGCGUUAAUAGAGUAAAUGGAAUGGAAAAAUACUUGAUAUCAGAGGAUAUAAAAUUUUUGCAUUUCUUCUUUUAUGAUACUAUUCUAAAGGAAUUGCAAUAGACGAUGAAGAGAUCUUAUUUCGAUUUUUCUAUAUUCUGUUUUGCAUUUUUGAAUUUGAUUGCAUUAGUUUUUUUCUCAUUAAAAGAUACCUCAUUCUUUCAAAUUCAAUAUGAAUCGACAUUUAA
This is a messenger RNA of Phytomonas sp. Hart1, 823 nucleotides long. NCBI's taxonomy places the organism in Eukaryota, Euglenozoa, Kinetoplastea, Trypanosomatida, Trypanosomatidae. The record is from the annotation of a GenBank genome assembly.